This is a messenger RNA of Fonsecaea erecta, 1458 nucleotides long. RefSeq lists its product as hypothetical. Gene Ontology annotation, biological process: sulfite transmembrane transport; transmembrane transport. The record is from RefSeq and is a predicted model, not a curated record. Gene Ontology annotation, molecular function: sulfite transmembrane transporter activity. Lineage: Eukaryota; Fungi; Ascomycota; Eurotiomycetes; Chaetothyriales; Herpotrichiellaceae. The transcript is spliced from 3 exons. Gene Ontology annotation, cellular component: plasma membrane. Bases 1 to 1458 code for a protein of 485 amino acids.
AUGGCUGCUGUCGACCCGGCCGACGACGACGACGACGCCCGUAUGCAGCGCAUGGCUUCCAACAACCCGGCCAUGACGUUGCCGGCCAGCCAGAAGAUCUCGCGACCAGACCUCAACCAGCUGCGUUCGCGAAGUAGCACGACACACACCCCGAAAAAACACAAGCACCGCUCCGACCCAUCCGGAGAUAGCGAGUCCAUCACCAGCAGUAUGUCGAACAUGCCCACCUCAUCAACGCCGCCCAACGACGAUGCCCGACUCCCCUCCAAAUACGACGUGGGCUGGCGGCGCGUGGUGCGCAACUUCUCGCCAUCAUGGUUCAGCGUGACGAUGGGCACGGGCAUCUGCUCGUUGCUGCUGAUCGCGAUCCCGUUCCAGGCGCGCUGGCUGUACUGGCUGUCGGUCUUCUUCUUCGCACUCAACGGCGUGCUGUUCAGUCUGGCCCUCGCUGCCUCCUUGCUCCGCUACACCCUGUACCCGGCCAUCUGGUCCGUCAUGAUCGCCGACCCAAACAACUCCCUCUUCCUGGGCACCGUCCCCAUGGGCUUCGCCACGCUGAUCGAGAGCUGGAUCUUCCUCUGCUGUCCCUAUUGGGGAUACUGGAGCGUCUGGGUCGCCUGGAUUGCUUGGAUGGUCGAUUCUGUCGUGGCCGUGGCCGUGACCGUGUCUCUGCCCUUUUUGCUCAUGAGCCAGCGCGACUCCCAGGGCCUGGACAGGAUCACUGCCGCGCAGUUGUUACCCAUCGCGAGCACCAUUGUUGCUUCGGGCGCCGGAAGUGAAAUUGCCGAACUGCUCGAUUCCCCGAACCACGCCCUGGGCACGCUGACCACCUCGUAUGUGAUGUGGGGUAUGGCAACCCCCCUCGCCAUCACGGUGCUGGUCAUGUACUACCAGCGUCUGGCACUACACAAACUGCCACCACGCGAAGUCGUGGUCUCGUCGUUCCUCCCACUCGGUCCCCUCGGCAUGGGCGGCUACACGAUCAUGUACCUGGGCAAAGUGUCACGGGCGGUGUUUCCACGGGCGGGCAUCUUCCACGCCGUCAACCUCUCCGUGGCCGCCGGCGACAUUGUCUACGUGCUGGGCUUCUUCGUGGCGCUGAUCAUGUGGGGGUUUGGCUUGUGCUGGUUGGUGUUCGCACUGGCGACCAUCUACGCCACGCGCCCGUUCCCCUUCAACAUGGGCUGGUGGGGGUUUACGUUUCCCUUGGGCGUCUACGCCAUCUCCACCAUGACCUUUGGCGUCGAAAUGCCCAGCCUGUUCUUCCGCGUCUUGGGCACGAUCUUCGCCACCGCCGUGAUUCUGCUGUGGUGCGUCGUCGCGGCGGGGACGGCCCGGGGAGCCUGGUCCGGCCAGCUCUUCUACGCCCCGUGCUUGCGGAAUUUACCGGGCCAAAGCGACGACGAGAAGAAGGACGAUGAGUCGAUGAUCGACAAGGAGAAAGCGCCGAGGAAUUGA